Messenger RNA from Balaenoptera ricei (Rice's whale), 260 nucleotides. RefSeq names its product voltage-dependent L-type calcium channel subunit alpha-1C-like. Gene Ontology annotation, biological process: calcium ion import across plasma membrane. The transcript is spliced from 4 exons. Gene Ontology annotation, cellular component: membrane; voltage-gated calcium channel complex. The record is from RefSeq and is a predicted model, not a curated record. Bases 3 to 260 code for a protein of 85 amino acids. Gene Ontology annotation, molecular function: high voltage-gated calcium channel activity. Lineage: Eukaryota; Metazoa; Chordata; Mammalia; Artiodactyla; Balaenopteridae.
GAAUGCCGGGCGUCUUCGUCGGAGACUCAUUACAGCUUAUCUCUGUCUGCCUUUCUUUAAAGCCAGCUGAACAUACCCAAUGCUCUCCCUUUAUGGCCCUGCCCUACGUUGCUCUCCUGAUCGUGAUGCUGUUCUUCAUCUACGCCGUGAUCGGGAUGCAGGUGUUCGGGAAAAUCGCCCUGAAUGACACGACAGAGAUCAACAGGAACAACAACUUCCAGACCUUCCCCCAGGCCGUGCUGCUCCUCUUCAGAUGGUAG